This is a messenger RNA of Spea bombifrons (plains spadefoot toad), 1447 nucleotides long. It is a transcript of the gene TUSC3, whose product is annotated as tumor suppressor candidate 3. The transcript has 10 exons. Bases 9 to 1043 code for a protein of 344 amino acids. The record is from RefSeq and is a predicted model, not a curated record. NCBI's taxonomy places the organism in Eukaryota, Metazoa, Chordata, Amphibia, Anura, Pelobatidae. Gene Ontology annotation, cellular component: oligosaccharyltransferase complex.
AGGUGGGGAUGGGGAUGCAGGACUCCAGCAUCAUGGCGUGGAGGAUUAAGACCUCAGUGCAGCAUCUGCUCAUCAUGAAUGCCUUUCUCAUCCUGGCUCUGCUUCUUCAGUAUGGGGGAGGACAGAAAAAGAAAGAGAACCUUUUAAGUGAAAAGGUGGAGCAGAUGAUGGAGUGGAGCUCCCGGCGUUCCGUCAUCCGGAUGAACGGAGACAAAUUCCGGAGAUUCAUCAAAGCGCCCCCACGAAACUAUUCUGUGGUCGUGAUGUUCACGGCCCUGCAGCCUCAGAGACAGUGUUCUGUGUGCAGGCAGGCUAAUGAGGAAUAUCAGGUGCUGGCCAACUCGUGGAGAUAUUCAUCGGCGUUCUCAAACAAGCUCUUCUUUACUAUAGUUGACUACGACGAAGGAGCAGACGUUUUCCAGCAGCUCAAUAUGAACUCCGCACCUACGUUCAUGCAUUUUCCUGCCAAAGGGAAGCCCAAGAGAGCGGACACCUUUGACCUCCAGCGAAUCGGCUUUGCUGCAGAGCAGCUGGCGAAGUGGAUUGCAGACAGGACCGAUGUCCAUAUUCGUGUUUUUAGGCCUCCGAACUAUUCAGGCACGAUUGCUCUGGCCUUAUUGGUUUCCUUAGUGGGAGGUUUGCUUUAUCUGAGAAGAAACAAUCUGGAAUUUAUUUAUAACAAGACCGGUUGGGCAAUGGCAGCUCUGUGCGUUGUGUUUGCCAUGACAUCAGGACAAAUGUGGAAUCACAUACGUGGACCUCCUUACGCUCAUAAAAAUCCACAGAACGGCCAAGUGAGCUAUAUCCAUGGAAGUAGCCAAGCCCAAUUUGUGGCAGAAUCUCACAUUAUUCUUCUGCUGAAUGCGGCCAUCACGAUGGGAAUGGUUCUCCUCAAUGAAGCGGCCACGUCCAAAGGAGAUGUCGGAAAAAGACGGAUUAUAUGUUUGGUUGGGUUGGGUCUCGUGGUCUUUUUCUUCAGCUUCCUUCUGUCGAUCUUCCGUUCAAAGUACCACGGAUACCCAUACAGUUUUUUAAUUAAAUGAGAAUUCCCAGGAGGCCAGCGUUUCAAGCGAAGCUGAAGUAUCUGCAUCAGUAUUAUCCGCAUAUUCCGAACCCCAGCCGCCUUUCUUCGCUUCUUCAGCUACUGCGUUCAAUUAUAGCGUCGGAAGAAACUGAUCUGUAUGUUGUUGUGUCAAUGGGAACUUGUGAAUCCAUUUAUUAUUUAUCAAUUGUAUCGUAUUCUUGUAGGACGUAGUUGGCACUUUUAAUAAAAUUGUGUUGCAGUCGGAAAAAAAAGCUUCGUCAGAAAUUUUCGAAUUUAAGGAAACUUAUUUUAGAUCAUUUUUGUAAUUGACAGGCUUUGUAAGUGCUCCGUGCACCAUUUUUGUUAAUAAUAUUGGAUUAAAAUGUAAAAUUGGUUAAAUUAAAAUGGGUUUGAAAUGCAAAA